GACACAUGGGCUGUUCACAGCUUCACAGUAAACAAGCAACGCAGACAGAAACAAGAAAGACAGCACACAGAGACAAUACAGGAGAGAUAACAAUGAAGUUUGGAAUGGAUUCUGCGGUGCAUGGUCUAUCUUUGAUCCGAAGCAUGUGGGAGAGCCGUAUGGACAAGUCUCAGCAAACUGAAUCAAGCACAAUGAAGUUGGAGACAAUGAAGCGAGACGUUCCGGUGUAUGACCUGUCCCUGAUUAAAGGCAUGUGGGAGACCCGAGCCAACUACCAGAAAAAGAGGCAGAGGAAGGAGCAGGAGCGUCUGGCCAAGAGUGCACUCCAAAGGGUGAAUCAGGAGUGGCAGUACCGCAUAGCCUGCAGGAAGAUGAAGAGCAGUGAGAUGUCCGAGCUGCAGCACUACCUGGAGAGGUCAUCACUGAGAGAGGUCAGCAUUGAGCCAUACCUGGAGCCAACGGAGGGGCCAACCACAGAGCCAGAUUCCUCUGUGCUGGAGGUUGAAGAGAAGAGGUUCAUUUUUGAGCUGAAUGGAGACAAUUGGAAGGAGGUCCCUGCAUCCCUGUUUGAGAUGACCUAUUUACGAGAAUGGCACAUCUCUGCAACCAAGAUCACAAAGAUUCCCGAAUUCAUUGCAAUGUUUCAGGACAUGCGUAUUUUGGACAUACCGAAAAAUUCCAUUGACAAGUUACCACCUGAAAUAGGUAAACUAACAAAACUGAGAGAACUUAACGUAAGUUAUAAUAGGCUAUCAGAUAUCCCCCCUGAGCUGGGGGAUUGUGAGAACUUGGAAAGACUCGAGUUGACCUCAAAUCUCGAUCUCAUGGAACUGCCAUUUGAGCUAAGCAACCUAAAGAAACUGGUCCACUUGGAUUUAGCAGAAAACAAAUUUAUUAGCAUACCCAUCUGUGUUCUGCGCAUGUCAAGUCUCCAGUGGCUGGACUUCAGUAACAAUAAACUGAAAGAUCUCCCAGAGGACAUUGACAGGCUUGAGGAGCUGACCACAUUGUUCCUUCACAAGAACCAACUGACAUACCUGCCCAUGACCAUGGCAAACAUGACAACCCUCACCAUGAUCGUCGUAACUGGAGAUGAUUUAGUCUGUCUGCCUUCGAAACUUGUUGAUAAUCCAGCCAUGAAGUUUAUUAGAUUAUAUGAAAAUCCAGUUAGUCAAGAGACAACAGAACUGGAGAAUGAAGGGCAUGUCGAGCAAACAGUUCCAGAUGAAAGUGAAAAGGAGUUCCUGCAGACCUACAUUAACAGCCUCAAAGAAAGAGAAACAGCUCCAACAUACACAACAAAAGUUUCCCUGAGCUGUGUUCUGUGAUGGAGACUGGCACGAAAGCAGCGUUUCAGGUCAAUGAGGAAGACCUUCCAGCAAUUACAUAUCAAUGGUUAUGUUUGUGUGAACUUCUACCUAUGGGUCAACGACACCAGUAGAUACAUAUUAUGCACUGCUUCCUGGACGUUCCAUGGUCUGUGUCUCUUCACUGUCAUGAUACAUUAGGUGAAUUUGUGACAUGAAGAAAGUGCUUCUGAAUGUGGUCAGAGUAGAUGUUCUUUUGACAGUGGGUAUAUGCAGUGAUUUUGUUGCACAUAUUUAACAUUCAAUAACAACUAAUUCCUUUUUGAUACAGCAAGUCUGAUAAUUGCAUUAAUUCUUGUAUGGUUUGACGUAAAUAAGCAUUACAUGGACUACAUGGUUCAAUAAGCGAUUUUUGUGUGCUUCAUCUGUGAAUGUAGAACUGUGUUUUGAUGUGACCAAACACAUGUAGGGCAAUAGUUAUUCUGUUAUUAGUUUGAGUGACUGGAAAUAGGGUUGAGUAUGAAUGAGAAGUUGUUGGUAUGUGAAACUUGGAGAAUGUGUAUAUGUUGAAUUUAAUGUAAAAUUAAAAGAUAAUUUAUUCAGUGAUCCCAGA
This is a messenger RNA of Sardina pilchardus (European sardine), 1920 nucleotides long. It is a transcript of the gene smim22, whose product is annotated as leucine rich repeat containing 2. The record is from RefSeq and is a predicted model, not a curated record. Gene Ontology annotation, molecular function: protein binding. Bases 6 to 1328 code for a protein of 440 amino acids. The transcript is spliced from 11 exons. NCBI's taxonomy places the organism in Eukaryota, Metazoa, Chordata, Actinopteri, Clupeiformes, Clupeidae.